ACGAAAAGAGGCUCAUGCUUCAUCUUAUUAUAUAAACCCCAUCAAACCUACUCAUUUUUGGCUCUGAUCUAAAUAUAAAGAACCACACAUAAUCUUUCAAUGAGUUUUCAAAUAUUAUGGCUCUGUCGCAUUAUUCUCAUCGUAACAUUCAUCUCCCAUGGCUCGUCUUUUCCAGAUCAAGUUGGGUAUUAUAGUUUUAUGAAAGAUGCAACAUUCGCACCAAUGUUCGCUCGCUUCGAUUACAUUGUCAUCGGAGGAGGAACCUCCGGUUGUGCCUUAGCCGCAACACUCUCUCAAAACGCUACAGUUUUGGUUCUUGAACGCGGCGGCUCGCCUCACGAUAACCCGACGGCAACUGAUAUCGGAAACUUCGCCACAACACUCUCAAACACAUCACCUAAAUCGUGGUCGCAGCUCUUCGUAUCCGAAGACGGCGUCUACAACACACGUGCGCGCGUCCUCGGUGGAGGCUCGGUGCUAAACGCUGGAUUCUACACGCGUGCGGGGGAUGACUACGUGAAGGAGGCCGACUGGAUGAGCGAUGAAGUGGAAGCUGCUUACGAGUGGGUUGAGAAGAAAGUAGCGUUUAAACCGCCGAUGUUGGGAUGGCAAACCGCGUUGAAGGACGGGCUUUUGGAGGUUGGAGAGUUUCCUUACAACGGUUUCACGUACGAUCAUAUCAACGGGACCAAGAUCGGUGGUACAAUCUUUGAUGAUGCCGGUCAAAGACAUACGGCGGCGAACCUGUUGGAGUAUUCUAAUCCGAACAGCAUUGCUGUCUAUUUGCAUGCUACUGUUCACAAGAUCCUCUUCACCACCAAAGGAAGGCCAAGGCCAAAAUCAUACGGAGUGAUAUUUCAAGACGCAAAUGGAGUGUUACACAAAGCGGAGCUGGCGAAAAACACAAUGAACGAGGUGAUUUUGUCGGCGGGUGCCAUUGGGAGCCCGCAGCUGUUGAUGCUUAGCGGUGUGGGUCCUAUGGCUCAUCUUGUGGCUCACGGGAUUAAACCGGUGGUCUUAGACCAUCCAAUGGUCGGGCAAGGGAUGGGAGAUAAUCCGAUGAAUGCCAUCUUUAUUCCUUCUCCUACGUCCGUAGAAGUUUCUCUAAUACAAGUCGUUGGGAUCACAAAGUUUGAUAGCUACAUCGAAGGAGCUAGUGGUGUAAUCUUCUCUUAUAGUUGGACUCGUAAUUUUUUCGAUGGCGUUUUGAAUUAUCUUAACGAGAUAAGCCGUACUACCACUUCCACUUCACUCUCGACUCAGUCCAUCACCGACUUUUUUAAAUCCAUAAAUCCAUUAUUAAAUGCAACCAUAAAAGCUGGUUUAAUCCUCCAGAAAGUCGCGGGACCAGUCUCUAGAGGUCACUUGGAGCUAAGGAACAUAAACCCAAAUGAUAAUCCUUCAGUGAGAUUUAAUUACUAUCAGGAGGCAGAGGAUCUAGAGAAAUGUGUUGAAGGGAUUUCAACUAUCAUUAAAGUGAUUAACUCGAAGGCAUUUUCCAAAUUCAAAUACCCGGAAGCGACCAUACAUGGCUUGCUCGAUCUAAUACGGAGCGUUCCAACUAAUCUGAGACCGAGGCAUGCAACCUCGGUGCUUAAUUUAAAACAGUUUUGCAUCGACACUGUGAUGAGCAUUUGGCAUUACCACGGAGGUUGCCAAGUUGGAAGAGUGGUAGACAAGAAUUACAAAGUUUUAGGUAUUCAUGGUUUAAGGGUUAUCGAUGGAUCAACAUUUCUCAAGUCUCCGGGGACUAAUCCUCAAGCUACGAUUAUGAUGCUUGGAAGGUAUAUGGGACAAAAGAUUCUUCGAGAGAGGGAUGCUUUCCACAAUAGGAACGAAGAAACAUGAGAUAUUACUUUUGAGAUAUAUGCUAAAAGAAUCAUGGACUUGAAUUAUUUUAAUCAAUGUAUGAUGAGCUAAAAUAGUCUGAACGUGUACAUCAAUCCAUGUUCUGUUUCUAUUAUGUAUAAUAAUGGGGGAAUCUUUGAAAUUCAGAUGGUUAGUGUGCAUAGUAUAUGCUUUGAUUUUAA
Messenger RNA from Brassica napus (rape), 2030 nucleotides. RefSeq names its product protein HOTHEAD. Gene Ontology annotation, molecular function: flavin adenine dinucleotide binding; oxidoreductase activity, acting on CH-OH group of donors. The record is from RefSeq and is a predicted model, not a curated record. The coding region runs from base 100 to 1848 and encodes 582 amino acids. NCBI's taxonomy places the organism in Eukaryota, Viridiplantae, Streptophyta, Magnoliopsida, Brassicales, Brassicaceae. The transcript has 5 exons.